CUCGUGUCCUUUUCAAACACAAAAAAAAGCAGCACCCACCAUUUUCUCUCUCCUCUCCGCUCUCAAAUUGCUUUUCGACAGAAAAGAGAGAGAAAGAAAACACAGCAGGAACGAUAAAUACAGUUUCCUCAAACCCUAAUUCUUUCCACAGAUCUAUCAUGGCUGCCCCUAAGCAACGUGAAACCUCUGUUUACAUCGCUAAGCUCGCUGAACAAGCUGAACGUUACGAUGAAAUGGUGGAAUCGAUGAAGAAUGUUGCAAAGUUAGAUGUUGAAUUAACUGUUGAAGAACGAAAUCUGUUAUCAGUUGGGUACAAGAAUGUGAUCGGAGCAAGAAGAGCUUCAUGGAGGAUCUUAUCAUCUAUUGAACAGAAAGAAGAAGGAAAAGGAAAUGAACUGAAUGUCAAAAGGAUCAAGGAAUACAGACAGAAAGUUGAAUCGGAAUUAACUAAAAUAUGUGAUGAUAUCAUGGCUGUUAUUGAUGAACAUCUCAUUCCUUCAUCUGCUGCUGGUGAAUCCACUGUUUUUUACUAUAAGAUGAAAGGAGAUUAUUAUCGUUAUUUGGCUGAGUUUAAGAGUGGUAAUGAUAGGAAGGAAGCUGCUGAUCAAUCAUUGAAAGCGUACGAGCUGGCCUCCACUGCUGCAGAGGCUGAUUUGUCUCCUACACAUCCAAUCCGCCUGGGUUUGGCACUGAACUUCUCAGUUUUCUACUAUGAGAUUAUGAACUCACCUGAAAGAGCCUGCCACCUUGCAAAGCAAGCCUUUGAUGAAGCUAUUUCUGAGCUUGAUACCCUGAGCGAAGAAUCAUACAAAGAUAGCACCUUGAUUAUGCAACUUUUAAGGGACAACCUCACCUUGUGGACUUCUGACAUCCCAGAGGAUGGAGCAGAAGAUGUCAAGAUGGACACCUCUUCUAAAGCUGGUGGAGGUGAAGACGCAGAGUGAAACAAAAGAAGCACUAGCUAGUUCCUGCUUCCAGGAUUCUUAAUAUUUGCUUAAAGCUGUAUUUUGGGAAGUAAUUUUUGCACAUGAUUUGGCAACAGAAAAGGCUUGGAUUACGGUGGAGCUAGUAUUAUAAUUGUAAACCAGAUUUUUCUACAUAGAACAGAAAAUCCCGAUGUUUCUUAUUAUGGUUUUCAUUAAAUGCAUGUGUUGUAUGAGUUUCUUCUUCUUUUUUAGUCUCUGCUUCUGUAACUCUUAUGAGUUGGAUCUUCUGCAUCUCUUUAGUUCUUAAUAAAGUGGAUGUUUGUAACUCUAUUUGCUCAUAAUCACAAGUUCUAUUUCUUUAGA
Messenger RNA from Papaver somniferum (opium poppy), 1289 nucleotides. Its product is annotated as 14-3-3-like protein D. The transcript is spliced from 7 exons. Gene Ontology annotation, biological process: signal transduction. The coding region runs from base 159 to 944 and encodes 261 amino acids. The record is from RefSeq and is a predicted model, not a curated record. NCBI's taxonomy places the organism in Eukaryota, Viridiplantae, Streptophyta, Magnoliopsida, Ranunculales, Papaveraceae. Gene Ontology annotation, cellular component: cytoplasm.